CGUCGUUUGCCGGAAAGCCGCGGCCCCGAGUUUCGUUUCUCGGCAGCCGAGGAGCAGCGGCGGUAGCUGCGGGUGGCACGGCCGGGACGAUGGCGGCGCUGACCCGGGCCUCGUCGGAGCCGAGCCUGGCGGCGCUGGAGGAGGAGCUGACCUGCUCCAUCUGCCUCUCCCUCUUCAACAGCCCCGUGACGGUGCCGUGCGGCCACAACUUCUGCACCUCCUGCCUGGAGCUCACCUGGGCCGGGCUGGAGGCCGGCUUCAGCUGUCCGCAGUGCCGGGCCACCUUCGCGGGCCGGCCGCAGCUCCGCAAGAACACGGUGCUGUGCCGGGUGGUGGAGCAGCUGCAGGGCUGCGCCGGGGGCGAGCAGCAGCAGCAGCAGCAGCAGCGGCAGGAGGAUGAGGAUGAGGAAGAUGAGGCGGUGGCGGAGGAAGCGGCGGCCCCCGUGUGCUGCGACAGCUGCCUGCAGGCUCAGGCGGUGCAGACGUGCCUGACGUGCAUGGCCUCCUUCUGUGCCGAGCACCUGCGGCCACACCACGACAGCCCAGCCUUCCGCGACCACCAGCUCUGCCCGCCCGUGCGCGACCUGCAGCAGCGCAAGUGCUCGCAGCACAACAAGCUCUUCGAGUUCUUCUGCAGGCAGCACGGCACCUGCAUCUGCUCCCUCUGCCUCCUCAGCCACAAGCUGUGUCACGCCAGCCCCCUGCAGCAGGCCAAGGCUGACGCCGAGUCAGCACUGAAGAAGAAACUGACAGAGCUGCAUAAUCAGAGUGAAAAAGCUACUCGAGCAAUGAACUCUGUGAGAACGAGCCAAAGCCAAGCUGCUGAGACAGCUGCCAGAAAGCGAGAUUUGAUGAGAAACGAGUUUUUGGAAAUUAAAGCUUUGAUUGAAGAAAAAGAAAACCAGAUCUUUAAAGUAAUUACAGAAGAAGAAAAAAGAGUUUGCAAUAAGUUUGAUUACAUUUACACUGUUCUGGGAAGUAAGAAGAAAGAAAUUCAGUCUCUCAGAGACCAGAUUGAGAUGGCACUGACAGAACAUGAUGACGUUCUGUUUUUAAAGAGAGCAGCAGCACUGCAACAAGCAUCAACAAAAGAGGCUUUUGUGCCUGUAAUUGAAAUGGACCAAAACUUGAUACAUACUGCUUAUCAGUCUGCCAUUAACCUUAAAGAAAUUGUCAAGCAUACAGUGAGUCAGCCUAAGGAGAAAAGACCAGAAGAGAAACAAACACCUAGGAAAACUAAGCCCCCUCAAGCAGCUGCGCUAAAUAGGCCCAUUCCUGGGAAAAAGCCGCCUGGACCACAGCGUACGUGCAAAGAGAAAAAACCGUGCCAGGUUCAAGAACCUUUGCAGGAGGAGGCAGAUAACCCGGACAAAAAGUUUCCCAUUUCAUUUGGAGCACCAAGCACGGGAGCAACAAGCACAGGAGCACCAAAAGCUGCAGCUGCGGCUAAUACAAAAGAUCUUAUUAGCAGCUUUCUUCAGAAAGACAGAGAGGAGCUUUUGCAGUAUGCUGCUAACAUCACCCUGGAUUUCAACACAGCUCAUAACAAAGUGCUUCUGUCUGACAGAUACACCAAGAUGUCUGUCUCAGACACCCCCCUAAAUUAUAACCACCACCCUCAGCGUUUCACCUAUUGUUCCCAAGUGCUGGGGUUCCAGUGCUUCAAGAGAGGCGUCCACUACUGGGAAGUGGAACUGCAGCAGAAAAACUUCUGUGCCAUUGGCAUCUGCUAUGGCAGCAUGGACCGGGAGGGGCCAGACAGCCGCCUGGGUAGGAACAGCAGUUCUUGGUGUAUUGAGUGGUUUAAUGCCAAAAUUUCAGCCUGGCAUAAUGAUGUUGAAAAGAACUUACCCAAUGUGAAGGCUACCAAGAUUGGUGUGCUGCUGCACUGUGAGGGAGGGUUUGUGAUUUUCUUGGCUGUUGGGGAGAAGCUUAACUUGAUAUAUAAAUUCAAAACCCAGUUUACUGAGGCACUGUACCCUGCCUUCUGGGUAUUUUCAAGUGGUACUGUUCUCUCCCUCUGCCAAAUGAAACAGUAAGGUCUGAUAUCUUAAUGUAGUUUGCCUGGGCAUUUACAUGCAGAUAAUCAUUCCUUGCAGUAACUCAUCUUAGUAGCUAUAACAUGUAUUUUACAAGUUCAUGAGCUAUUAACUUGCCCGUCUUAGUCAAAGCAGUCUCAAAAAAUGUUUUAAGAUGAAGAUCAAUAACUUUUUAGCAGUUUGGGAUAUCUGAUGAUUCUUUGGUCUGAAUUGCUGAAGCCUUUAGAUAGUAAUUUAGUAAAAUGUUGAUGACAGUAAAAAAAACACAGUGAAAGGGUUUGCAAAAACCUUGGCUGUCCUUCCAAAAGCAGUUAUCAUAUGAUCCACUCCUAAAAGGCUGCAGUAGCUGCUGUGACUUCUGCAGUUUGCUGUAAAGGAUCCCCAGAUGUCGUUUUCAAGUCUGUGUUUCACAGAUAGCAAUAACUGAGAAAGAAACGAGGAAUUCUUGAAAAAUUCAGGUUUCAGUCUUUGAGGUUGGUCUCAGUUUUACCUUAAAUCUUUCUCUAUAUUCAGACCACUGUCUGUAGUCCAGAUUUACAACAUAUAUGUUCUUAGUGCGUGAUGGCCAAUGCGAUGGCACAGAAUGAACUACUGAAAUCAGUAAAUUCAGGUCUUGUGACAGCUAUAAAAUUAAGUAUGACAAAUCUCAUCAGAACGGAAUGCAGAUAUUUUUAGAGUUGAUGGAUAAGAAAUGGUAUCAGAAUCACCAGGUAAUAAAUUGCUGAGAAGAGUUAGUGGGUUGAAGCAAUCUGUCUCAUGUUCUGACCCAGAAUAUGCUUCACAUAGGAGGCUCUUCAGUGUUUUGUGUGUUGAGGAGUUCAUGGAGCCUAUUUUUGGCUUGCAUAGGAGCAUAAAUGUGCUGUUCACUUUAAUUUAUGACAGGAGACCCUGCUUUCUUUUCCUCACUGUGAGGCAGGAUAUUCUCUGCUGGCAUAUUUUCAGUUGCUUAGUUAGUAGAGACUGGAUUUCCUACAGUGUGUUAUGUUACUGGAACUCUGAUUUGAGGAGCACAGUACAUAGAGAAUAUUUCCUCUGUGCGUGAAGCCUGCACACAGGGGAGUCUUUCGAAACAGAGAGGGAAUUAGCACAAAGGAGAAUACACUUCAACCCCCACUGGAAUGGAUUUCUAAUUCUUCUGGUGUUCUUUCCUUUGGGUUGUAGUAUGUCUCCAGAAGUCCUCACCAUGUGCGGAGGACUCUGCACCUCUGCAUUUCUUAAUUACAACUUUAAAAGAACUGGUAGGCAACCAUGGUACUUGGAUCUCAUAGUUGUUGGGCCUGUAUCUUGGUGACAUCUCUGGACUUACCAUGCUAGCUCUAAUUUCUUGGAGUAGGCCAUGAAGAACAGAGAAAAUUCCUGGACUCUGAUAGGACUGAGAAAUAUGCACUGAGAAAUAAAACACGAAGCUACAGCUGACAGUUUGAAAGGAAAUUGUUGGAAUGCUCAAAAGAAUCUCUGACUACAUUUCAUAUCAAUUGAAGUGGGAGACUUGUAGGGAUUUAAGCUUUGAUGUCUCCGUUUACUUAGUUUGUAAACUCUCAGUACAUUGUCACAGGUAGCCUAAGUCCAAUAGGAUGUGUCUAUCUGUUUGGCCAGAAUGGGAUAUGGAAUUGCUGCUGGAUCUAAAAGUGUAAUGGCUGUCUUUGGAGCGGUUGUCCUGUCUCAGGAGUCUCACCCUUCCAAAGCACAGUCAGCACUAAAACUGUCAAAUUAAGCAAAACAUUUUGAAAGGUGAGGAAGGAGGAUGUGUCCUGUUUGAAGCAAGAAGUGCACUGAAAGCUUUUUUUUUCUGCAGUUCCAGUUUGGCAGCUGUGGGGACACGAGCAGUUUGGUCUGAGAAAUCUUGUCCCUUUAGCUGCCUCACCAUAGUAUAGGGCUGCAGACCCACUCAGUGGGGUGCUGAAGGAGUACGCUAUCCCCUUCUUCAUGGGGGGGAAAAAAGUGCUUCAGCAGCUUGUGCAGUGGAGAAAGUCCACCUCUUCUCAUCUUCUGUUGCUUGCUCUUUGACUUUCAAAGGGGUGUCGGUGUUAACCUUUAAAGUCUUUGGGCUUCUUUAGACAUAGUCUGGAGUGACACUCAACAGUUGGACUUGAUGAUCUCAGAGGUCUUUUCCAACCUAAAUGAUUCUAUGAUUCUGUGUUCAAGCCAAUGAGAGAAGAGUUCUUACUCUGCCACACUGGAUAAGGGUAGAUUCUUUAAAUGUGACAUGGGUAUGUAACACAUUAAGACAUGUUCUGGUUUACGAUGGGAAGUGAAAAAAGCCUGUCCCCACGCUAGUGAUUCCUGUUUAUUUUGGUUUUGUGUUUUGAAUGAAUCAAAAUAGUAGAAUGAGGGUCAGUUAAUUUGGAACAAAAUGAGAAAUGCACAACUGGGUUGUCACACUUCUGAAAACUGGUAUUUCACUUAGCUUCAGAGAAGAUAUCCUUUGCAUAUAUAAAAAUGGUGGGGCAGAUAUAUAUCAUUAGAAUAAAAUAUCAGUUACAGCAUGAUAAAUAAUAACAACUGAAGUGGUUUUACUCAGCCAGUAAGAGUAUCAAAGCUGUACUGGUUUGUAAAUGAAAUGUAGACAUGAGCAUAAAUUUCAAUUACACUUCUCUUUUUAAUACUGCAAAGAAACUGAUUAUCCAGUAUAGGAAGAGAACUAAUUCUGGUGUUAAUAAAGCCCUAAGUAUGUGGAAUGAUUUGCAUAUUAAUGUGUAAAUGAUGGUAACUGGAUAAACGCUUGCCCACUGAAUGCCCUAAUCUGCAUUAAUUUAAUCUCUUCAAUGAAAUACAUCAGUAAAAUACUGCAGUUAGAAAAAUAAAUGCUUAUGUAAGUACAAACCUGAUGAUUGUACUGGUAUCAGCCAUGUGCUUCAGUAUGUACGCUAUAUGCUAUUUGAUAUAGAUGUUUCAGCUAGACAUCCUUGUCAGGGCAGUAGACAUGGAUUUUAUGCCAUCUGCUUUAUUGUUGUGCCUAUACAGUUUUUAGAAGAUGACUGUUGCUGAUCUUUUCAAUUUUCAAGUGAAUGAACUGAUAUUUUGAAUUCAAUAAAUAUUCUUGGUAAACUCUAA
Messenger RNA from Cygnus atratus (black swan), 5093 nucleotides. RefSeq names its product tripartite motif containing 25 (gene TRIM25). NCBI's taxonomy places the organism in Eukaryota, Metazoa, Chordata, Aves, Anseriformes, Anatidae. Gene Ontology annotation, molecular function: zinc ion binding; protein binding. The record is from RefSeq and is a predicted model, not a curated record. The transcript has 9 exons. The coding region runs from base 90 to 2039 and encodes 649 amino acids.